AUGUGGCCUUAUGGGCUACUGUUUCUCUUUACCGCUGCUUCUCAGGUGAGCUCAUCACCGGAAGCUUGUGAAUCGCAGAGUGCCACUGGCAGUGGCCUCUUGCAGGCCAAGGUGCUGAAGAAAGGCCUCAGCAAUGAGGACCUUUUGGAGGAGAUGAAGAAGCUUGUGACUGAAGUGGAAAGCAAGCUGGAAGAGGACCAACCGGACGAGUCGUUGGUCAGUGUCCACGAUCGGCUGAAGAAGGCAGUCAAUGCAAGCGGGGACAUGGCUGCCCAUUGCACGGCUUCCAAGUUGCGUAAAUUUUCGCCCAUGCCAGCCGCAGCUACUCAGGAGCUGACAAAGCAGAAGGACAUCGAACUGGAGACCAAUUGUGAUGGUAUCAAAUUGGUGGAGUAUCUUCCUCAGAGCACUGCAACUUCGUGCUGUCCAUCAGACAAUGUCCUAUGCGCUGGAUGUGCAAAGUUUGAGAGCGGCAGUUGUGUGAAGUGCGAGGGCGGGUUCUUCAAAAAUCCGACAGAUCAUAUUUGUGUGGCUUGCACCGACUCCAUGGGCUGGGUUACCGAAGAAGGUCUUACUUGCGAUGCCUUGGUUGGCGAUGGGUGCAAUGAUCGCCCUGUGAACGGAAUCAGCAGCAACCCAGCUUGCUGCAAGUGCAAUGGAGGAACCAAGGCACCAACACCUUUUCACUAUGCCGACAAGCGCUUCGCGAUUGGAGAUGAUAUCAACCUGCAUCCCAUUCCCCGCACAGCAGAGAGAUACUCCGUGGAUUCGGGUUGCGAGCUUGGUGCGCACAACUUAACCAUCAAUGGAACAACGGGCCAUAUCAGCUACUUUCCAAAGAAGGAGCCUCCCCAAAAGCCCUUCAGCUUGGAAUGCGAAGUGACUGCACACCAGAAUGCAGGCGUCUCCGAGACUGUGAAGGUGAAGAUCACAGUGGACCAUUGGACCUAUGGCACUUCAGUCUUGAUCCUCUCGCCCAGUGAGAGCACCUUCGCUCCGAAAACUGACCAGGGAACGUGGAGCGACUUUUCCAUGGCCUGUGCCCCUGAAGCUCCAUGGCUUCGCUUGAAUCAUCAAACGGGACAGCUCACUGCAGGGACGAGCCAAGGCGCUGUGGCGGAUGCAGACGGUAUCAGUACGCAGGUGUACAUUGGAAGCAGCUCCACGAACGAGAAGUGUGUGCCAGAUCCAGGCCACAUUCAUUGCGACAACACAACCCAAAAUCGCAGCGACUCCUAUGGCGACACCUUUGAUGUGUACCACAAAGGUGACAAGAUUUGUGCACGUCGUCUUCGAACCAGUGGAGGCUGGGGUCUCCAGCUCAGACUCAACUGCCCACGGGUGGAAUAUGGAGGUGGCGUGACAGAGGUGGAUGAGCAUUUGGGCUUGGACGGAGCCAUUUGCGUGGCCAAUGGAUGGCAGUUUCUCCAACAAGGUGAUGCUAAGAUGCACGAGAAGCGCACCAACACCUUUGUAGUUUUGAGGCCAAGACCAUGGAAGGCCUUGACGUAUGAAACGACCUAUGCAGAGGUGGUUGCAGGAGAGGAGUUGCCGCCCAUCAAGCUACAGGUGCCUGCAGGAUAUGAAGAGGGCACUGGUGGAUUGAGGCCUUCUCGUUUCUAUGUGUCAUGCAAUGUUGAUGUGGCCUCCUACAAUGGACCUACCAACCCUCACUACAGCUACGACAGCCUCAUGAACGUGGGCUUGCUUGGAAGUCACCCCUUGCUGGAAGUUGACGCAGAUGGUAACAUUCUCGUGGCCCCUGCUGAAACCUUGGCCAAGCUCUUUGAUGAUGUUGGCGCUGACGCUCUCCAGAGAAAAUCCAUGCAUGUUGGGUGUGGAGUCUGGGGGACCUUCCCUGGAACAGACAUCAGCCCAUUGUUUACUUCCCUGACGUUGAAGAUCAAGGAUGACAUGUGUUGGGUCUCCCAACGCAUUCUGGGCACCGUGGUCUUGACCAAGACCAGCAGCACUCACCAGAGCUGUAGGAACACCUGCCGAAUGUUGAAGACGUGCUCGCACUACACCUACCACGAUGCUCCACAUGAGUGCAGGAUGUAUCGGGUCUCCACUGAAGGUGGUGACUACGUCACGGUGCAUGCCAAGGUGAAUGACUGCACUGACUUGAGCACAUGUAUCCGGCUGAAGCACUCGAAGUGGGCCAUCCAAGGUGAUUACUGUCCGGUGGCCUAUGACAUCACGCGUGGUGGUCCUGUCUAUAGGAAGGACAGCUCAAUCCCAGAGGAAGUUCUGUAUUUGUCCAAGGUCGCUGCGGCCUCCACCACCACCUGUGGCACCUCCAACUGGUUGGUGCAAGCCGCAUCGAAGAACGACUUCAUUGACGACGAGAUGGGCUACUUUGAGCUUAAAGGUGAGGAAAAGCUGUGCCUUGGAGCUGGCUUGCCCUCCUCUCACGUGAUUUUUGGCACUGAUGCACAGGUGAGUGAGGGCCGCUGGUUCAGCAUUUACUCCUCGGGCAGCAAGUGGGGCGACAAACACAAUGACAAAGUUCAAUUCAAUGCUCACGUGAGGGCAGUUGGCUCCUUCAUCAUUCGACGCCUUUGUGAUUUGGCGACAAUAGGGCAUCAAGCAGUCCUGAUGAAGUAUGGGGAGGAGAUGGGGCUUGAAGCUGAGCGGAUACCCCCUAUCCUCCUCAAUGGUCUGAUGGAAGAAGAGACCCUGGUUACCUUUGCAAUUGGGAGCGGAGGCCGUCAAGCGCCGGAGGUUGAGGAUGAGGAGGCAGAGUUGGCGAGAAAGAGACGCAAAGAUGUCAAUGAUGUGUCAGGCCCCGGAUAUCAUGGCCCUGAAGUUGCCCCGGCACGUGCUCCUGUCCGUCCUGCCCCAGAUGGGAGCCCCAAGCGCCAAGAAGAGCCAUCUCAGCGCUGUCAGCGGAGCCCCAGAGAGAGGGGUCCGUUGGUCAAGGAGGAGGAACGAGGUCGAGAAAGACGGCGGCGGGAACAUCGUGUUCGCGAAGGUGAUCCACCCGCUCCAGUUCGUCACGAACGGGAUCAAAGCUGUAAGAAGGAAGAGGUCCUUCAGCGCUUCGAGGAGUUGGAUGUUAGUCGGGAAGAUGCCCUCGUAUGGGUAUCGGGCGAAGACCUCACUCCAUCCUUUUACCUGUUUGAGCUGCCGGACUGUUGGCCCGAGUACAUGACGCUUGGAAAGCCAGUGAUGCCUCAUGACGUUGGGUUAAAGGGCAGCUCAUCUUUGUGGGUGAGCCUCGGAUUGCCCGUGGGGUGGCGCAGUGCAGGGAGCUUUAUGCAGGCUGCACUUCGCGAGCUGUCCCUGCGUGCUCCAUCCCUGGGAGGUCACACCGGAUGA
Molecule: messenger RNA, 3321 nt
Organism: Durusdinium trenchii
Lineage: Eukaryota; Dinophyceae; Suessiales; Symbiodiniaceae
Source: the annotation of a GenBank genome assembly